Molecule: messenger RNA, 1342 nt
Organism: Moneuplotes crassus
Lineage: Eukaryota; Ciliophora; Spirotrichea; Euplotida; Euplotidae
Source: the annotation of a GenBank genome assembly
UUAAGAAAUGAGCUACAGACAAAGGCGUAAAAUAUUUAGUAGAGAGGAUUAUUCGCCAGGUUUUGAUGAGAACCAAGAGAUGGAAAAUGACCCUAAAGUGGUUUUUGAGCAAAAAUAAGAGCGAGAAUGUUGAUUCUAAGGAGAACAAGAGAGCGAUCCCUCAUGUGUUUUCAUACAAUAUUCAUGUUCAAAAGUACCGAUCGCCCAAAAAUUCUGACUAUUACAACACUGGUACAAAUUUUAAACCAAUUUGAAAUGAAAACAAGCUGAAAAAUCCGAAGAAAGACUGAAAUCCAGCUCAAGACUCAAAGCAGGCCAAGAUUGUUUGAAAUACCCACACAAAUAAUCCUUCUGAUAUGGAAUCUCAACCAGAAUUUUAACAAUUUUCAAACGUUUGAUGACCUUAACUUACAGCUUCAUGACAACAGUGCAGAUCUGGAGGAGGACUUUCGUAAUCUAGAGCGGCUAGAAUCCUCCCAGCACGACCGGACCAAUUCCUUAAACCUUGGAAGUGUGUAUAGUAAAAAUGAGUACCAGUUUGACGACAAAGUGUCCAGUGUUCAAAGAGAUCUCUCUAUUUAUAAUUACUCUGAAGAGUUCGAUGCUGAUGACCUUUCAAGCUCUGAGAAUAAUGACAAGAUUACUCAACUUGGACAGUACCAACAAAACGGCUUGAUGAGAGACAGAACUUAUGGUAAGUUAAGCCAGCCAUGCUCAAGUCGUGGAAUGUUAAGGAUCAAAAGUUCAACCAAAUUAUUUACAUUGGAUAAUCCAAAGAACGAUGACUCUCAAAACUCCUCUGACUCAUUCUCUAAUCUAUCAACGGGAGAUUCAGCAUACCCCGUGGAGGGUUUUAAGCAGAGGGCCAUCAAGGAGUUUCGUCCUAAGAUUAGUAUCUGUAAUAUGAAUAGGGAAUGCUUAGAGCCAAAGAAUACUCCCUUUGAAGUUCCUCGUACAAAACGGGCAUAUGAGCCUCCAAUCGGAUCGAAAGUUGUAUAUUCACCGCCUAAUCAAGAGGUGAAUAAGAACAUGAAUAUUUACAAGAGAGUUAGACCCAAACCAAUCACUUAUCAUCAGUCUAAAAAUUCUGCCAUCUCAGAUUGUAGUGAGAAUAUUACUGCGGAUGAAGGUUUUGCAAUCACGUUUCCUGAAAAGGUAGCCGUUCAGAAAUCAAGGAUAAACUACAUGCCUGUGAAUAAGCCAUUUAAUAGGAAGGAAUACACCCAACCUCAGUCAAUGCUGACUCCUGCUAAUAGAUACAACUAUUUUCAUAUACGAAGGAACAGGCCUGGAUUCUGUAGCAGGAUUAGUUAAGAAUUAAGCUCUAAUAUUUUCCAUCUUU